GGAAGAACGAUCGUUAAAAAAUGGAAAAUUAUACAAACUACUACUUAAAAUUUACAUUAACAACUUUGUAAUCAUUCUUCAUGGAUUCUGUCGAAAUAAAAAGAUUUAAAAUGUCCCGCAAUCACAAGGACAAAUAUGAAAACUCUAACCCACGUCGUACUAACACUUUCAUGUCCACGGAGGAUGCCAACUCUGGGAAGAAAUCUUAUUGGCCGGAGUUGGAGAUAACAGGCAGUGUAAGAAAUCUGAGUCCAAACUUAUGGCAGUUAACACAUUUGACAGCAUUAUAUCUCAAUGAUAAUAGUUUGCAAAGGAUACCACCUGAGAUUGGUCGGAUGGUUAACCUGCGUGCUUUAGAUCUCAGUAGCAACAAAUUACGUAGUUUGCCAGCAGAACUGGGGGACCUCAUCUACCUCAGAGAGUUAUUAUUGAAUCAAAAUUAUCUUCGAGUGUUACCGUACGAAUUAGGAAAGUUGUUCCAAUUGAAAGUGCUUGGACUUCAGGGUAAUCCACUCAGCAAAGAAGUGAUGGCGUUAUAUGGUGAACCUUCAGGAACUAACAAGCUGCUUUCAUACAUGUUGGACAACUUACAAGAUGGACAUAGGUUUUUUUUAUGCUGACGGUAGUGUAGAAAACUUACGAAACAAACGUAUUAUACAUUGAGAUACAUCGUUGAAUUUUAAAUAAAUUGGACAAAAAAGGAGUUUAUAACAAAAAAGCAUGAAUGCAACAUCGGUCAAAUAUAGUAAAAUUCUUAAGUGAGUUUAAUAAAUAGCUGUGCAAAAUUACGUAAAAAUCAUGUAUCACUUACCGAAUAUCCCUUGUAAGUUUAAACGAAUAAAAUCCGUAGAUAUAGCUUCACACAGAAGUACUGGAUUUUAUUAACUUAUAAGCAAAACAGUAUAAUAUUUUAAAAGCUGAUAGUUUAAUGACUUUUUGUAAACUAAUACAAUUCUAAUCCUUUUAAUGCUAUGGACGCAUAUACGUGUUCAGGGUAAAUUGCUCGCUAUGCCCUGGGGAUGCAUAUGUGCUUUUAGAGUAAGAAUAUGAAUCAACUGUUUAUAUUUAGCAAUAAAUACUUUUGCUAGUUUGAGAAAUAAGACUGUAUUUUAGUAAAUACAUCCUAUAUCUUAUUAUACACUUUGCGCAACCACAAGAUAUGGAAUAAUUUCCGUAUGCAGGACCUAAUAUUAUUGUUCUAGCCAUCAAGAUUGUUUUUUAAGUGCGUUGUUUCAACACCUAAUUGUAAGGCAGUUAUCUAAAUAUUUAUAGCAUUUAGUAAUAAAGUUUAGCGACCGUUAAAUUUGAAAAUUUUGAGAGAAGAUAAAUAUUGAUUCAAUAUCAAUAACUGAGUAAUUCAGUUACACUUGAUAUGUGUUACACGUAUGAAGAGAAUUCUUAGAUUAUUUUAAAAAGUUAAAUGAUGUAUGGAAAUAUCUCUCUUCUAAGAUGCUUUCGACAGUGUUCUUAACUAUAAAAGUUUAAGAUCACACAUAUAUUUUGAAGUUGAAAGUAUAGUAAUAAUAUCAAUAGUAUGUGCAGCUUUAUAGACUUUUACAAUGUGUAUUUAAAAUAAUUGAGAAUUGAAAAACAACUCCAACCUCUAUUGUCUAUAUGUUCGUAGAGAAGCGAAAUUUGAAUAACUUUUGAUCUUAUGUGAGUAACUGAUAGCCGAAAACAAUAGUGAGGUAAAACUACCAGAACUGGAAAUACUUGUUUCCAUGCCUUUGUAAAAUUUUCACGAAAAUAUAUGCAUUUAAUCAAUUAA
This is a messenger RNA of Megalopta genalis, 1768 nucleotides long. RefSeq names its product CCR4-NOT transcription complex subunit 6-like. Gene Ontology annotation, molecular function: protein binding. NCBI's taxonomy places the organism in Eukaryota, Metazoa, Arthropoda, Insecta, Hymenoptera, Halictidae. Gene Ontology annotation, cellular component: cytoplasm. The record is from RefSeq and is a predicted model, not a curated record.